AAGGUCAACAACAAGAGGAACUUUGCACUCUUUUGAAACGUCCAUGGGGUGUCUGAGUCUUCUUGGUCAAAGAAGAAUGCACCGACCGUCAUUGUAUUGAGAGCUACCCCCGCCUUUCUUUCUCUGCUUCCUCUUCUCCUCCGAGCUCCUCCUUCUUCCUCCUCAAUCCAUCUCACUCUUUAUGUUCCCCACAAUUUCUCAUGUUGUGAAAUCCCAACCCUAGCUAGAACAAAUACCAACAAAACGAGGACAAAUUAAGAGGAAAGUAGGCUGAGAGAGCUAGCUACCAAAAUUGCCUACCCCUGCUGCUCAGAGCCGUGUUUGAAUUUAAUUUCCUCCUCCACCUCCUCCUUAGAUCUUCAAGAUCUAGCUUUUCCUGAUCAUGAAUUUCGGCGCAUCCAGAGAAGGAGGAGGAUUUUCCGAGGAUGAAGCAAGAGGUAAGCUUCCCUUUUCAUCUUACUCUCCCACCUCUCCCUCUUCCUCUAAUUCUUCACCUCACUUCAACACCACCAGUACGGCCACUCUUCUCCCCGCUGGUCUCCGCAGCUCCUCUGCCAGCUGGGAUACUUACGGCGGAGGUGGAGGUCCCGACACGAGGCUAGAGCUGAUGGACUCGUCGCCGCGUGAUAAUAACAAUAACAAUAGUCAAGAGAUGAACAAUGAAGCUCAUACAAGUUCAGCAGCAGCAGUAGCGGCCAUAGAGAAAGAACACAUGUUCGACAAAGUGGUGACGCCGAGCGAUGUGGGAAAACUUAACCGGCUGGUGAUUCCUAAGCAGCACGCCGAGAAGUACUUUCCACUCGACUCCUCCACCAACGAGAAGGGUCUGCUCCUCAACUUCGAGGACCGGACCGGCAAGCCGUGGCGGUUCAGGUACUCGUACUGGAACAGCAGCCAGAGUUACGUCAUGACCAAAGGCUGGAGCCGUUUUGUCAAGGAGAAGAAGCUCGACGCCGGCGACAUCGUGUCGUUCCAGCGCGGGCUCGGCGAGUCGGGGAAGGACCGCCUCUACAUUGACUGGAGGCGCCGCCCCGACGCGCCUGAUCCCCACCACCACCACCACGCGCUUCAUCAUCAUCACCCCAGUUUUGGAAUUCCUCCCCCGCAUCAUUACUCGUUCCACCGCUCGGUUCCAUGGAGCCCGCUUCUAAUGCGACCACCUGGAUCAUCAGCGUCGACCAUUGCACGAGAGCAUCAUUUACAGCAGCUUAAUUACAGCAUGAAUAUUCAUCCCUAUCGAAACAGCGGCUAUUCUAGCGGCAGUGCUGGCGGUGGUUAUGGAUAUGGAAAUGUGGUGAACAUGAACCCGGUCUGUUCGGGGCCGGUUUAUUAUCUAAGAUCAAGUGGAGGAGGAGGAUCAGUAAUCCCACAGCAGUUCCAUGAACAAGAAGGCAUUGCUAGUGCUCAUACUCAUACUCAUCAUCAAGUUGGUCUGGCGAGUCAGCUGGGUCGGGUUAAUGUGGUCGAGCCCAUGGUUUUGCAGUCGGUGCCUGUGGUCCAUGGUAAGGUAGCCGCAGCAGGCAAGAGGCUGAGGCUGUUUGGAGUAAACAUGGAGUGCCCCAUAUCCGAUCAGUCGGUCGACGACUGCGACAUUUUGUCCUCAUCAACUACUACUACUGCAAUGGCUCUUUCCCAACCCCCACUUCAGUUAAGGCUCUACGACGGCACGCCGGCCACCACCGACUUGUUCAACAGAGGCAAGACGUCUUCUUCCUCGUCGACCUCCAUGUCAUUGGAUUUCGGUGUUUGAACGAUGAAGACAACAGCAUUUGCUAGCUAGCAAUAUUAAUUAGUAUUCAGAGACACGCCGCAGAUGGAUCGAUCAUGGGAGCAGACAAUGUAUGUGCUGAAAGAAUAAAUAUUGGUUUGAAUUUCUGUACAGAAUCGAAGGAGUAAAAGGUUUGGGGUUUAUAUGCCUAGCAGCAGAGAUAUAUAUGCCAAAGCCACCAUGUGUUGUUCCAAUAGUUAAACAGCUCUUUCUUCUUCAUCAUCAUCAUCAUCACCAGGCUCUGGUCUCCAUUCCAAGCCUUCCUGAUGAACUUGUUUCCUCGAUUUUGUUUAUAUAUUCAGCUCCAUCUUCUAAUAUAUUCAUAUAAAUUCUCUUCGGCCACCGACUUCGAUCUUCCUCUAUCUAUUUACUAAGUUUUGGAAACAAAGUUUAGCUUUGCUGUCAUGUUGAAGGCAGUGAUCGAGCACAGUGCUUGCUAAAGCUACCUGAUGUAAUUGCAGUUUUGUAUUUUACCCUGGUAGGUUGUUGCUCUUGUCGCUGCAGCUAGCUACUUCGUUGGGCUCACCAUCCUCCCCCGCAGAUUUUGCAGAGAGACUUGCAGACAGAGCUUAGAAACAAACAAAAGGUAUAGGGUGUAUGUAAUUUAAAACUAUUUCUUUAAUUUUUUUUUGAGAAGAUUAAAACUAUUUCUUUAAUUAAAUCUCUUUAUCAUCAUUAAUUUUACUCAUUACUUCUUGCCAGUAAUUAGUUACCACCUUUGCUGCAAUAUUAAUUGAUUUAAAGCAUCUUAUUAGUUCCCGGCCAGCUGCUGUCCCUUCUCUCUAUGCAUAUCAUUUCAUUUUAAUUACUCCAUGUACACACUUUGAGAUCAAUUCUAUUGAGACUAGCUUCUCUUCUUAUAGUACGUACACUGGAGUUGAUCAUUAUAUAAUGUAUGUUGUUGAAAGAUACUACAAGAUCUAAGACAGUACGUACUUACAAAUUAAACUGCGCUCUCUCUGUUGGCUAUGUAACCAGCACUAGGCUGUCUUCUUUGUCCAUCCAAUUUCACAUAAUGCUUCUUUGGAUUUUACCCAUGCCGCACCAAUGUAAUUAUAAAGUUUGCGCCUGAACGUAAUUAAUGUGUAGACAAAUAUUGGACAUUUCUAGCUGGUAAAGAUAAAACAGUACUAUAUAGGCAUGUCUACGUACAUUCACUAGCUACCCUGCACAGUUUUUAUUUGCAUAUAUAAGUUUUUACUAAGCCUCCUAAUUAAUGGCUUUCGCUAGCUCCAGUUGAAGGCUUAAACUGUUUGAUGAGGCCGGUAAAUAUAUAUUACUAAGUCGAUCUGCUUAUUACUUGUGUAUAUGUAUAUGAUUUAUCAAUAGUUAAGUAGAAACCUGUUAUUUCAUCCAUCAUAUUGCAUGAAAAUAAAUCAAGUAUAGGAACAAAAUAGCUUGGAAAAUAAUUGUUUGACUCACGUACGUUUAGUAGCUGUAAUUAAUGUGCCUAAUUAUGUCAUUCAUUUUAGAGCAUAUCCAAUAGAUUUGGCAAAAUUUCUCUAAAAUAGAGAAAAAAAUGUCAAAAUCUUUAAAAAAAAUUAUGCUUAAACUCCAACCGUUUCUCUAUUUUACAU
This is a messenger RNA of Argentina anserina (silverweed cinquefoil), 3345 nucleotides long. RefSeq names its product B3 domain-containing transcription factor NGA1-like. The coding region runs from base 383 to 1750 and encodes 455 amino acids. NCBI's taxonomy places the organism in Eukaryota, Viridiplantae, Streptophyta, Magnoliopsida, Rosales, Rosaceae. The transcript has 2 exons. The record is from RefSeq and is a predicted model, not a curated record. Gene Ontology annotation, molecular function: DNA-binding transcription factor activity; DNA binding.